Trichophyton benhamiae CBS 112371 is the source of this 1632-nucleotide messenger RNA. RefSeq lists its product as uncharacterized. The record is from RefSeq and is a predicted model, not a curated record. Lineage: Eukaryota; Fungi; Ascomycota; Eurotiomycetes; Onygenales; Arthrodermataceae. Gene Ontology annotation, molecular function: oxidoreductase activity, acting on paired donors, with oxidation of a pair of donors resulting in the reduction of molecular oxygen to two molecules of water. Gene Ontology annotation, biological process: lipid metabolic process. Bases 1 to 1632 code for a protein of 543 amino acids. The transcript is spliced from 3 exons. Gene Ontology annotation, cellular component: membrane.
AUGAAUCGCAACCGUAUCUUUUCCGCCCGCGAGGUCGAGGACCGCAUUGCUCGAGGCCAGACCAUCGUGAUAGCGGACAAUCGUGUCCUUCGACUGGACGGAUGGCUCAAGAACCAUCCUGGAGGAAUUCUAGCUGUUAGGCACAUGAUUGGCAGAGAUGCCACCGAUGAGAUUAAUAUUUACCACUCCGAAAAGACCCUCGCAACCAUGGAUAAAUAUAGAAUUGGCCGUGUUGAAGGGCCCUGGAUAAGUAUGACGCCUCCUAUCCGGGGUGGCAUAUUCUUUACCAUGGAUGACUCCAGCACCAGUUCCUCAGAUGAAGAGUCCCGUGGAUCUGAUACAAGCGUUACCUCGAUGGAAGACAUUAUGGAGACUCAGGAAGUGGCCAAGGCAGACAUCAGGAAGCGAGCAGCUUCACGCAAAGCUGAGAUGCAAGUCCAACAACAUAUGACGCCGGAAGAAUAUACACAAAGGCUGGUGCAGAAGGAGCUUGAUGAUGACCACCGCAACUAUCCCUCCCUAGAGCCGGAGACGCAGCGCCGUAUUGCUACCAAGUACAAGCAGUUGCACCAGCGUAUCAAAGACGAAGGCCUCUACGAUUGCCCUUACAUCGAGUAUGGAAAGGAGCUGAUACGGUAUUCCAUUCUCUUCAGCCUCUUUAUCAUCACCCUCAGGGCGGGGUGGUAUAUCCCAUCUGCAGUCUUUCUUGGCCUGUUCUGGCAUCAGAUCAUGUUCACUGCGCACGACGGUGGCCAUCUAGCCAUCACACACAACUUCGUCAUCGACACUCUCAUUGCCAUGUUCAUCGCGGACUUUUGCUGUGGACUAUCAAUCGGCUGGUGGAAAUCCAGCCACAAUGUCCAUCACCUUGUCCCCAAUCAUCCUGAACAUGACCCGGAUAUCCAGAAUAUCCCCUUCUUCGCAACAUCCCCAUCUUUUUUCAAAUCUCUAAGGUCCACAUACUAUGAUUUCGUCUAUGUCUGGGACGAGGCUGCCAACAUCAUAGGCCAAUACCAACAUAUCUCCUACUAUCCGAUCAUGGCUAUAGCUCGGUUCAACCUUCUUCUACUCUCCUGGAUGCAUCUGCUCUCUCCUCGCUCCGCUAGUUUUGGUGCCGUUGCCUGGACUAAACCAACUGAGAUCCUCUUCAUGGCUUGCUACUGGUACCUCUACGGAUACUGUCUUCUAUGGUGCAGCAUUCCAACUUGGCCCAUGCGCAUCGCCUUCGUCCUCAUCUCCCAUAUCAUCACCAUGGGCCUGCACGUCCAAAUAACGCUCUCACAUUUCGCUAUGUCUACCUCUGACGUGAGUGUUGCUGAAUGUUUUGCCCAGCGCCAGCUACGCACCACGAUGGACGUCGACUGCCCUGCGUGGCUUGACUGGAUCCAUGGUGGUCUCCAGUUCCAGGCCAUCCACCACCUCUUCCCUCGUGUCCCUAGGCAUAACCUGCGCAAACUGCAGGGCUGGGUCAAGGAGUUUGCUGAAGAAGUUGGCAUCGAGUAUAAAAUCUAUGGCUUUGAAGACGGUAACCGUAAGGUCUUGGGACGUCUUGGGGAGGUUUCCAAGCAGGUAGAGAUGCUGGUUCAGUGCCAGAAGUACAUGGCUGCUACUGGAGAGAGCGGUCUUCAUUGA